UAGGAACAAAUACAUGGGAAAAUGGCGACCUUGGGGGACUGUGGCGACUUGUGCGCUUAUUUCCCGGCGCCCGGCACACUUCUCCUUCUAGCCACUGUAGUUCCGCGUCGACUGGGACGCACGCGAAGCGAGCAGACGGCACGGCGGCGGCAAAGAAAGACACGUGACAUCACUUCUAGCCCAUGGCCAUGCGCAGCGCAACUGAUUUUCCUCUCCCGAAGCCCAAGCGCCCAAGUUUACACUUUACACUGGUUACACGUUGCACAAAGGUGCUCCUUCAAGCUACGCCCAAGGAUUUGGUGACAGUAUAUACAGUAUAUAUAUCGUCCACUACACAAGAUGCUUCCGCUCGGAAUUAUCCAACCAUGGGAUUUUAGUAUAAGUCCCAACGAGCUACUGUUGCGUGUAAACAGUGCUGUUGAUGAGUUACGAGCUGAGUACGAUAAAGUGGGCAGUUUGAAGACAGAGGAGGCGACGUUUGAGAACGUAUUAAAUGUACUGGCAGAUUUAGACCGACGUUCACAGAACGAGGAAUACUACUUGACGGUGGCCCAGUAUGUUGCCCCAGACAAAGAGCUACGAAAAGAGUGUGCAGAGGCGGAGCAGCUGAUCCGAAAGUUUUACGUUGAAACGAGCAUGCGGCAAGAUAUAUUUGAGAAGUUGAGAGCACUGCAACAAAAAGAUGCAACGGUGCUGCCCGCAGAAAUGCAGAGGUACUUGAAGAGAUUGAUCAAGCUUGGUGAAAGGAAUGGUCUCCACCUACCAAACAACAUCCAAGAGCAAGUUAAGAACCUCUCAAAUGAAAUCAACGACCUGUGCAUUCAGUAUAUGGGCGUACUCAAUGAAGAGAGCUCCACCAUUGAGUUCACAGAGCAAGAACUUGACGGCAUUCCUGAAGACUUUGUGAAAAGUCUUGAAUUGGUUGAAUCAAGGAAGCGGAAGCUUACGAUGAAACCACCCCACUACAUGUCCGUAAUGAACAAGGCGAAGCACCCUGAGACGCGCCGCCGCAUGGACUUUGCUCGUGGAUCCUGCUGUCUGGAGAACACUCCAACGAUAGAAAAGCUGGGCGCUUUAAGACACGAGAAAGCUGUCCUGCUCGGGUAUCCCGACAAUGUCAGUUUUGUCACGGAAAUAUCAAUGGCCAAAUCGAGGGAUACCGUCUACAACUUUCUGACUGGCAUGGAAGAAAAACUGCAACCUUUGUGGCAAAAGGAAAAGCAAGUUUUUCUUAAACUCAAGGAGGAAGAGUGUCAACAACUUGGCAUACCAUUUGAUGGGAAGUUGAACUAUUGGGACAUCAGAUACUAUGACAACAUGGCCAAGAACUGCAUCUACAACGUUGACCACGAAAAGCUGCGGGAAUACUUUCCCCUUGAUACUGUUCUGACUCGGCUGCUCGAAAUAUAUGAGCAACUUCUUGGAUUGGUGUUCGAGCAAGUGCCAGAUGUAAAGCUUUGGCAUCCUGAGGCGAGUUUGUACAAGGUCAAUGAUGCAGCCACAGGAGAACUUAUGGGUUACUUCGCUUUGGACAUGUUCCCGAGAGAGGGCAAGUACAGCCAUUUCUGCAAUGCUCCCAUGCAGCCGGGAUGCCUCAAAGCAGAUGGUACAAGACAGCUUCCUGUUUACACUCUCAUCUGCAAUUUCCCUAAGCCGACUGCAGACACGCCCUCUCUGCUUACUCACGAGGAUGUGGAAACCGUCUUUCACGAGUUUGGCCACACGAUGCACAGCAUUUGCAGCAGAGCUACCUUGGCCAUAUUUGAAGGCAUGAAAACAGAAAACGAUUUCAUAGAAUGUCCCUCACAAAUGCUUGAAAACUGGGUCUGGGAAGCAGAACCACUCAUGAGGAUGUCUGGUCACUAUGUCACUGGAAAGCCGUUGCCCCAGGAACUCAUUGACCUGCUGCUUGAGUCACGAUUGGCAGGUACAGCUUGGUCCUACCUGCGCCAGAUCAGCCUUGCCCUUUUGGACUACACUAUCCACACACAGCCACGUGUAGAUACCCAGAAGGUGCACAAGGAGAUCCAAGAGAAGCUCCUACAGUGCCUGCCACAAGAGGGUACAAACAUGGCGGCACAUUUUGGUCACUUGGCUUGGGGCUACGACGGAAAUUACUACAGUUACAUGUGGACUGAGGUGUUCAGCAAGGACCUGUUCAGCUCCCGUUUCAAGAAGGAAGGGAUAUUUAACAAACAGACGGGCAUGGAGUAUCGCAAGAAGAUUCUCGAGCCGGCAGGAUCUAAGGAUGGCGCAGAUAUGCUCAGGGACUUUCUUGGGCGAGAUCCUAACACCGAAGCGUUCUUGAUAAGCAAAGGAUUAUCUCUCGCUUAAAUAUGGCUUUCCCCUAAGAUGUUUUGUUACUGUGCACAAUUUUCUAAAUAAAACAGUUCUAUAGCUGUCUCACUGCA
Molecule: messenger RNA, 2411 nt
Organism: Ornithodoros turicata
Lineage: Eukaryota; Metazoa; Arthropoda; Arachnida; Ixodida; Argasidae
Product: thimet oligopeptidase-like
Exons: 16
Coding region: 340-2334 (664 amino acids)
Biological process (GO): proteolysis; peptide metabolic process
Cellular component (GO): mitochondrial intermembrane space
Molecular function (GO): metalloendopeptidase activity
Source: RefSeq, a predicted model, not a curated record